Messenger RNA from Plodia interpunctella (Indianmeal moth), 4168 nucleotides. RefSeq names its product taranis (gene tara). Gene Ontology annotation, cellular component: nucleus. The transcript has 2 exons. Bases 194 to 955 code for a protein of 253 amino acids. NCBI's taxonomy places the organism in Eukaryota, Metazoa, Arthropoda, Insecta, Lepidoptera, Pyralidae. The record is from RefSeq and is a predicted model, not a curated record. Gene Ontology annotation, molecular function: transcription regulator activity.
GCGCUGCGCCGAGCGCGGCCGAAGCCGCCCGAGCGCGCGCUGCGAGCCCGAACGUCGCAACCGCCGCGCGCCCGUUCCCGUCGCUCAGUCAGCCAUCGGCCUCUUUGCUGAGAGCUUGUCUGUGUCGCUGUGACUUUGACAGUUGUUAUCGUGAUCGUGUGAUGUUUUCGUAUCGGAACUAUGGUGUAUCCCCAUGAAAAUGUGGAGUGAUUUCCAGGGCUCGGGCGGCGGGUGCGGCGCCAAGCGGCGCGCCGGCUCUCCGUGUGAGGGAGGCGGUAAAGUAGCCCGGUGGGAGGAUUCGAUAGCGCGGCUAGAAGCCGUGGCCGCCGGCGCUGGCGGCGGAGAGUGCUGGAGAAGCGAGGAGGACGAGCGGCGCGCGUGCCGCCGGCGCUGGUGCGGCGGCUGGUGCGGCGCGCACGACACCAUCCGGGCCGAGAACGGCAAGUCCUACCUGGAGCUGGGCGGCGCCGCGGCUCGCGCCUGUUGCGAUGGCCGCGCUGCCGGUCGCUGCGCAUCUCGCCGCUGCUAUCGCGAGAGGCGAUUCAAAAUGAUGAACUUAUGUGCAUUGAAGUUAGCGCGAUUCCGACAAACAGCGGACCCUUCUUUACGGCGGUCGGUGCUAGUGUGCAAUACGUUACGUGGCAUCGAACGAGAAAUGGAAAGAGAGAGUGCGGAGGAAGCACCUUUCGAGCCUGCGUGCGUAACGGGCGGCGUGGCUCGCUGCGAGCUGCUGAGUGCGCGAGAUCCGGCAGCCGGCCGCGCGACGCCGUUCCCCACGCCGCCGCCGCCCGACCGAGACUCGGGCUACGGCGACGAGGAACAACGCACCAUCGACUGGGGCUCCGUGCUGAGCCUGUCCUCCCGGUCGGCGCUAGACCCCCCCGAGGACGCGUGGCCCGACGACUGGGGCUGGAGCGAGGACAGCUUCGUGCGGCUGCUGGUGCCGACGAGUUAGUGCACGGCGCGCGGGCAGGAGUCGCCCGCGCCGCUGUGAGCACCUGUGAUAGGGACGCGCGCGCCGCGCCGGCGCCCGCGAGCUGAGGCGGGCCGCGCGGCUGCGCACCGCACAGCGCGGCCGCGCACACAUCUAGUCGGGGGCGCCGCGCCGCCCGGCGCCCGGCUCUUCAUCGCGACGACGCGCCACCACGCGUACACGCAGUCAGUAGUUAGUAUUAUUAUAAUUGCUAAAGGGAAGGUGCUAGCUUCGGACGUGACGCAGGACUUUAUGCGAGCCGAGUUAUUUUUGAUAGUUUUUUCUUUAAGUGAAUUCCAAACAGAAACUGAAGUGACUUAGCUAAUGACGUUAUCAUCGUUUAAAUUAAAACUCAGGUGUUUGAAAAUUUUGUUGAAAUUAUUGUGUAAUUAAUUAGGUAAAAUACUAUAUUUAUUAUUUCGUUGAAGAAAAAGUGAUAGUUUGAAAUUAUUUCUGUCUUGAUAUUUUCAAUAUAAAGUAUCUGAACAACGAGAUGAUUUAUGAUUGGGUUAUAAUUUAUCGCCUGCAAUCCGCUUCGUGGUCAAGUGCUCCUUCAAUGUUGACGUUUUACUAAAUGUUUUACAAUGAUUACCUCUUUUAAGUUUAUAAGACAAGUAGUAUAUUGACCACAGUAAUAGUAAUUAUGUUGAGAAAACCGCAAGAAGGAGCACUCGGCGAGCGGCUCAGGCAGCAAGCCAGUGUGUGGACAUGUGCUCGGUGGGAAGCACUCCAAUCGCUACGCUAGCUAGUUUCCUCCUAAAGUCAAGAUCGUGCGAUCAUGAACAAUCUUGAACAAAUGUAAUGUCUAGUACUUAACUGAGAGCUUUCAUAGUGUCACAUCCACCUCUCUGAGGCGCAUUGUAACUGGUUGUCAAUUAAGUAGCCUUACCAGCUGUGACUGUGGAAGUUUCAUAGUAUCGUCAGGAUCAUGCAUUUAUUAUUAGAACUUGUGACAGCGCUCUGUGACUGUACUCGUACUUAUUACUAACAUUGAAAACGUGUUACUUAAAUUUUGCCUUUGACUUCCAAUGCCUUCCAAGGAUAAUUUACUCAUAGUUAUUUAUAUAAUAAAUUUUAUUUAGACACGAACUAAUAGUGACGUCUCAUCGACUAAUUUAUUUUUGACUAACAAUGAAUUGCAGUUCCUAAUACAAAACUAAACUUACCGAAUGAUAAUUUAUUAGAAACAUCGUUUAAUAUUAUUUUAGACGAAAAGAUUCUUGGGUGGCAUUUGAGGCGCAAACAUGAUCUAUUUUUUUGUAACUAAAAUGCAAUUGAGAUUUGAGACAUCGAAUAAUUCAGAUUAAAAUAUGUUUACAAUAGACAAACAACCCGUGGUUUCUAAAGGGAGAGAUCUAGUCAAGGAUUGGAUUGACUGCUUCUUCGAAAUGUGGAGGUCACUUUUCAUGGCGCAGUGAUGAUAAGUUCUCUCGUUAAAACAUCGGGUUGUGAGCACCGCGCGUAGAAUGAAUCUGGCACCAUUGGAUCUGUGCUCGCUCGGUCGGGAUUUGAUGAUUUUAGAUGUAGUCCGCUACUAUAGUUUUAACGACUGACUGUAAUUGAUUUGGCUGAAUUGUAUGUUUGCGAUCUAAAUAGUCCACGUGAGCACUCUUCUAAUGGCGCCGAUUGGCGCUGACAGAACGCGCGACCACGGAAUUGGGACUGCAUGGACCAAACAUACCUAGCACGACUAUUAAUACAGCAAAGUACAAAUUUCAAUAAAGUAGGAUGCAAUAGUGCUCCGGCGCAUGUUUGUCCACCGUUGUCAAUUACUCAAAUAUUUGAAUUGUGAUUCGAUAGCUAAUGAGAGAAAACUCUAUGUUCUUAAAUUUAGUGUACAUAUUAUAUACGGAGAUGGGCAUUAUGGCGCGCGUCUCGCGGCCUUUGUAAAUAUAUAAUGUAAAGUAAUAAUUUUAUUGAUAUCAAUGUCGAAAGCGGGUUGGGGUAGCCGCGCUCGCUCCGUGUUGUAUCAUACAACCUCUAUUCUGUCCAUAAACUCAGCAAGUACAGAUUUACAAGUUACAUAUUAUGCAUUUUAAUAUAAGACGUCACAAAAUAUUGCCAGUACAGUUUAUAAUACACGAACAACUUAGUCAUUAUAAAUAUGAGUUCUAUGGAUAACUGAAUUCAGCUCAAUCUACUUUAUUUUUACGGUUUAUUUUCGCGUAGAUAUUUUUUGUUGAACAUGUCCGUAUGGUUGGUUGUGAUGGUUUACUUAAGUAAGUUAGCGACUCUCCGGCAAACUGGUCUGUUAGACAUUUAACUACUUACAUAUUUACUAUACAUUUUGUACUAACUAUUUUGAAUCGCUAUAUUUCGUAUUUCUGUUGUCCGAGGCGAUGUACACGUGCGCCUAUAUUUCAUUUUAACGUACUUAAGGUACUUAUGAUAAGUGAUUAGUUUUUUCAAUCAGAAUAUAUUUUUUUAAAUGUGUAUUAACUGUGCCACUGGCAGCAGAGAUACGAGCCUGGCGAUAGUCAUGCUUGCAAUUGCGUACAAACAGUUUUUAAUGAAUCCUCUUCAUCCUGUCAUUUUCAUACUUGUAUAAAUUGUUAAUUUGGAAAACUAUGCUCAACACUGAAAUGAUCGAUUGUAUGUCUCUAUGUGAAUUGUGUAAAUUUUGUGGUGAGCACUUCUUCAAUUGUAUAAAAACUGUUGUGGUACUUUGCGCCGAGGAGUGUCUCGGGACAGCCUCGGCGGUGUUGUGUCUUCAGCAAUAAGUGACGGUGGUCCGUCGGUCCGUCUUUCCUGGACAACGCUUUUCCAAGAAAAGCUCGUGUCCAACUCAUACGUAACUUUAAUUACUUAAGUGUAAUUACUUAGUGUUUUUCAUUGCCAUUGGUUACCAAAAAUGACAGGAUUUUUAUUGAAACAAUUGUGAAUAUAUUUUAGAAAGAAUACUCUCAUUAGAAAAAUUGUGUAAACAAUUUUGAAUUAACUUAUUGCACAUCGAAUUGUUGAAACGUUCCUCAUUUUAGGGGUUGUUCAAAAUUGUUUCUUUAAUUGUCUAAUGUAAGCUAUAUAAUUGUAAUAUAUUAUUGUUUAAGCUGUUGUGUCGAAAAUAACAAGAACAGGAAUAAUUUUGUGAAACAAUGGCACAAAUAAUGAACAUAAAUAUUAUAUAUAUUAUAGAAACAGAAAUGUGGCUAUAAGAGCAAUUUUUAUAAUAAAUAUUUACUGUUGAUGAAUCUCAGA